This is a messenger RNA of Balaenoptera acutorostrata (minke whale), 2860 nucleotides long. It is a transcript of the gene PTCHD1, whose product is annotated as patched domain containing 1. The record is from RefSeq and is a predicted model, not a curated record. The transcript has 3 exons. The coding region runs from base 51 to 2717 and encodes 888 amino acids. NCBI's taxonomy places the organism in Eukaryota, Metazoa, Chordata, Mammalia, Artiodactyla, Balaenopteridae. Gene Ontology annotation, biological process: cognition; chemical synaptic transmission. Gene Ontology annotation, cellular component: synapse; plasma membrane.
CCGCGCCGAGCGUGCGCCUCGCCCUCCUCCCGCGCCCGCUCUGCUCUAGGAUGCUGCGGCAGGUUCUGCACAGGGGCUUGAGGACGUGUUUCUCCCGGCUCGGCCACUUCAUUGCCAGUCACCCUGUCUUCUUCGCCUCGGCGCCGGUGCUCAUCUCCAUCCUGCUCGGCGCCAGCUUCAGCCGCUACCAGGUCGAGGAGAGCGUGGAGCACCUGCUGGCGCCCCAGCACAGCCUCGCCAAGAUCGAGCGCAACCUCGUCAACAGCCUCUUCCCGGUCAACCGCUCCAAGCACCGGCUCUACUCGGACCUGCAGACCCCUGGGCGCUACGGCCGGGUCAUCGUCACCUCCUUCCAGAAAGCCAACAUGCUGGACCAGCAUCACACCGACCUGAUCUUAAAGUUGCAUGCUGCUGUGACCAGGAUCCAGGUUCCAAGGCCUGGAUUUAAUUACACAUUUGCUCACAUAUGUAUCCUGAAUAACGAUAAGACUUGCAUCGUGGACGACAUAGUGCAUGUCCUGGAGGAGCUAAAGAAUGCUCGGGCCACCAACCGGACCAAUUUUGCUAUCACGUACCCGAUCACUCACUUAAAGGACGGGAGGGCAGUUUACAACGGGCACCAGCUUGGAGGCGUCACCGUGCACAGCAAGGACCGAGUGAAAUCCGCAGAGGCCGUCCAGCUCACCUACUACCUGCAGUCAAUCAACAGUCUCAACGACAUGGUGGCAGAGAGGUGGGAGUCCAGCUUCUGCGACACCGUCCGACUGUUCCAGAAAUCUAACAGCAAAGUCAAAAUGUACCCUUACACGUCCUCCUCACUGAGGGAAGAUUUCCAGAAGACCAGCCGCGUAUCAGAACGUUACCUGGUCACCAGCUUGAUCCUGGUGGUCACCAUGGCCAUCCUCUGCUGCUCUAUGCAGGACUGCGUCCGCAGCAAACCCUGGCUGGGCCUGCUCGGGCUGGUGACCAUAAGCCUGGCCACUCUCACUGCGGCCGGGAUCAUCAAUCUGACUGGUGGGAAAUACAAUUCCACCUUCCUGGGAGUCCCUUUCAUCAUGCUAGGUCAUGGAUUAUAUGGGACUUUUGAAAUGUUAUCCUCCUGGAGGAAAACUAGAGAAGACCAACACGUUAAAGAGAGAACUGCAGCAGUCUAUGCAGACUCCAUGCUCUCCUUUUCUCUCACCACUGCCAUGUACCUGGUCACCUUUGGCAUAGGGGCCAGCCCUUUCACGAACAUUGAGGCAGCCAGGAUUUUCUGCUGCAAUUCCUGUAUCGCAAUCUUCUUCAACUACCUCUAUGUACUCUCGUUUUAUGGUUCCAGCCUGGUAUUCACUGGCUACAUAGAAAACAAUUACCAGCAUAGUAUCUUCUGUAGGAAAGUCCCAAAGCCCGAGGCAUUGCAGGAGAAGCCCGCAUGGUACAGGUUUCUCCUGACGGCCAGGUUCAGCGAGGACACAACUGACGGCGAGGAAGCGAACACUUACGAGAGUCACCUAUUGGUAUGUUUCCUCAAACGCUAUUACUGUGACUGGAUAACCAACACCUAUGUCAAGCCUUUUGUAGUUCUCUUUUACCUUAUUUAUAUUUCCUUUGCCUUAAUGGGCUAUCUGCAGGUCAGUGAAGGGUCAGACCUUAGUAACAUCGUAGCAACGGCGACACAAACCAUUGAGUACACUACUGCCCAGCAAAAGUACUUUAGCAACUACAGUCCGGUGAUUGGGUUUUACAUAUACGAGUCUAUAGAAUACUGGAACACUAGUGUCCAAGAAGACGUGCUAGAAUACACCAAGGGGUUUGUGCGAAUAUCCUGGUUUGAGAGCUAUUUAAAUUACCUUCGGAAACUCAAUGUGACCACUGGCUUGCCUAAGAAAAAUUUCACAGACAUGUUGAGAAAUUCCUUCCUGAAAGCCCCCCAAUUUUCACAUUUUCAAGAGGACAUCAUCUUCUCUAAAAAGUACAAUGAUGAGGUUGAUGUAGUGGCCUCCAGAAUGUUUUUGGUGGCCAAGACCAUGGAAACGAACAGAGAAGAACUCUAUGAUCUCCUGGAGACCCUGAGGAGACUUUCUGUCACCUCCAAGGUGAAGUUCAUCGUCUUCAAUCCGUCCUUCGUGUACAUGGAUCGAUACGCCUCCUCUCUGGGAGCCCCCCUGCACAACUCCUGCAUCAGUGCUUUGUUCCUGCUCUUCUUCUCGGCAUUCCUGGUGGCAGACUCUCUGAUUAAUGUCUGGCUCACUCUAACGGUUGUGUCCGUGGAGUUUGGAGUUAUAGGUUUCAUGACAUUAUGGAAAGUAGAACUGGACUGCAUCUCUGUGCUAUGCUUAAUUUAUGGAAUUAACUACACAAUUGACAACUGUGCUCCACUAUUAUCCACCUUUGUUCUGGGCAAGGAUUUCACAAGAACGAAGUGGGUAAAAAAUGCCCUGGAAGUGCAUGGGGUAGCUAUUUUACAGAGUUACCUCUGCUAUCUUGUUGGUCUGAUUCCUCUUGCAGCUGUGCCUUCAAAUCUGACCUGUACACUGUUCAGGUGCUUGUUUUUAAUAGCAUUUGUCACCUUCUUUCACUGCUUUGCCAUUUUACCUGUGAUACUGACUUUCCUGCCACCCUCUAAGAAAAAAAGGAAAGAGAAGAAAAACCCUGAAAAUCGGGAGGAAAUUGAGUGUGUAGAAAUGGUGGAUAUCGAUAGUACCAGAGUGGUUGACCAAAUUACAACAGUGUGAUAGCGUCUGCUUGUUAUAUUUUCACCCUAGGUCUUAUCAAGAGCAAAGGGAUGAUGUUAAUGGAAACAAAUUGAAAGUUGUUCUUUGGUUUUUAAGAAUAAGAAAUAGGCAUUGCCAAAAAAAGUAAAGGACAAGGUGGGGAA